This is a messenger RNA of Physella acuta, 2119 nucleotides long. RefSeq names its product mitochondrial potassium channel. NCBI's taxonomy places the organism in Eukaryota, Metazoa, Mollusca, Gastropoda, Physidae. The record is from RefSeq and is a predicted model, not a curated record.
AUCUAGAAUCUAGUGUAAUACUAUUCUAUAAUUUAAUUAUAAGUGUACAUUUGUACAAAUAUGAAUAUGACCAAAAGUCAAAACUCUCAAAACAUUAUCAUCAUCAUUUAAGUAAUAAUAAGUUACAAUAAGUAAUGUUUAAAGUUUAAUGGACUCCUCUGGUGAUUUACAAACGUUGCAGGCAUAGAUUAUAUUUAAUUAGAAUAUCUAUGAUGUUAUUGUUAAGAAUAAAAUCCUACAUUUCGCCGUUUGUAACUUGUGUUCACCCUAAACACACUAAAGUAGAUCUAGAUCUAGCAAGAAUUAGAUCUAGAUCUAGUAACUUUAGUCUUAGUGCAUCUAGAUCUAGUUCUGUUUCUGAAUGGUGUCUCAUAUGCUCAAGAAGCUACACAAAGAAUGCACCAUUAUCUUCAAUCUCAAAGGAGACAAAAGAAAAACUUAGUUAUAGUAAACUAACUCUGGGACGCUUAAUGGAUGUUUAUGAAGAUGUGGUUGGUUUAGCAGAAGUUAAACAAGCUCAAGAAAAAGUAGUAAAUGCAGAGCAAAAAUUUUUACAAGUUCAAGAAGACCGACGUGCCAUGCAGCAAGAACUACAUACUAUUCAAGCUGAAGUUCGGACUGUAGGAGCUGAACUUGAAAAAACUAGUAGAACUGAUACACAUUACAUUGAUUUGGUUAAAAAAGAACAUGAAAUUCUUCUUAUUGAAAGAGAAAUGAAUAACAAAUUGAAAACUUUAGAUAAAGCAGAGAGAGAUUUUUUUUCCCUUUUAAGUGCAGCUUUAAGAGAGAGCCAUGAAAAAGAACGUUCAAGAGCUGAAAAAACAAAAUAUUGGUCAAUUAUUGGUUCAAUCAUCGGUGCUGUUAUUGGUAUUGUUGGCUCUACUAUUAAUAAUGUAAAAAGAAUGAAAGAGUUAAGAGCCAUAGUUGAAGAAUCAGCCCAAAAUACAGAUAGCUAUAAAUUACUAAUAAAUAGAUUACUAGAUAAUGCAACUGAAGAGCAGCUAAACAUUCACCCUGAUCAUUUACUUAAAGAUACGAGGAAAGUAAGGGGCUUGGCAUUUUUAAAUCCUGAAGAGUUAAAAAAACAUACAGAUUUAAUAUUAAGUAGUGUAGAGAGCUCAUCAGAAAUGAUCUUCUCUCAAAUAAACAUACUUAAAGAUACUAUUUCAUUUCAAACAGUGGGAGGUGAUAAAACAAACAUCAGUUGCUCUUCUAAUAUACUUGAAGGAGAAAUGCUAGUAAAAGAUAUCCAAGAAAAGUUAGACACCAGUAUAAAGAAAAAUAUAUGGAUUUCCACAACAGUUCUUAGUGGUAUCAUCACAAUAGGUUUAUCUGUUAUUGUUUAUAUCUUGAGGGGAUCAGACUGAUAAACACAUAAUUACCUUGCCUAACUACAAUUUUCCAGGAAAAAUUGAAAAAUUCCAUGCAAGAAAAUGGGAUAUAGUAUUGUAAGGUGUUUAAAUAUUUAUAUUUUAAAAUUAAGCUUGUAUGUUGCAUAUAAAAUGUAAAAGUUGUAAGCCUUUAUUCAUUUUUAUUUUAAGUAUAAUGACUUAUAAUUUUUUUUUAAAAGUGUGUAUUGUAAAUAUAAACCCAAAAAGUAAAACUGCAAGAAAAAGGUAAAAAUCUUGUUACUCCAUGAAACAAGUAGUACACUUGAUGAUCAAUCCAUCUAAGUUUUCAUCAACUGUGUAUUUGAAUUAUCAUGUUUGUGAAACCCACAAAAGUCUGGACAAAAUGAUGUUUCUAUUACUAUUAGUAAUUUUUCAGGCAGUUUUUUUUUAUGUGCUUAUUUGAUUAUGUUGUCUUCAAUUUUGUAAGCUGUAUUUUAUUUUAAAGUCUUAAGAAAAUGUACAAAAAAUUUUUCAUUAACAUACAUAAUUUAUAAUGAAUUAGAUACUCUGUUUAUUUGCAACUGUUUCUGAUUUUAAAAUAUCAGUUUUGUGCAUAAUCAGAAUAGCUAUAGCCUACAAUACAACUUACAAGGUUCAGUAUGGCUAUGGCCAAAAGUAUCAUCUAAGUUUGAAAAUUAGUAUAUUUUGUUUUUAGAAUUCAAACUCCUGUGAUAAAAUUGUUUUAACUUCUUUAAUAAUAAAACACUAGAGUACAGGGGUUCACAAUC